Acytostelium subglobosum LB1 is the source of this 3855-nucleotide messenger RNA. RefSeq lists its product as hypothetical. The record is from RefSeq and is a predicted model, not a curated record. Gene Ontology annotation, molecular function: guanyl-nucleotide exchange factor activity; protein binding. The transcript is spliced from 3 exons. NCBI's taxonomy places the organism in Eukaryota, Evosea, Eumycetozoa, Acytosteliales, Acytosteliaceae. Gene Ontology annotation, biological process: intracellular signal transduction. Bases 1 to 3855 code for a protein of 1284 amino acids.
AUGUCGACUGCAUUGACGGCGGCUAAUGCCGGCCAGAUAUUCGGUGUCGACUUGGAGACAUUGGUACUGGCACAAGCGGGCCGCAAACCAAAUGCAUCUCCUCCCGCAGAUUCAAAACUCCUGGGUCUGACUCAUUGCACUGCCCAAGAGAUACCGUUCGUCGUGCUCGAGACAGUCUCGUGGCUCGAGGAACACAACGCCUUCAACGAGGAGGGCAUCUUUCGCAUUCCAGGCAAUGGACAAUUGGUGCAGGAUAUCAAGCGCGCCUACAACGAGGGUCGCGCUGACCUCUCCAAAUUCGGCAUGGCCGAGAUACACACUAUCGCCGGUGUGCUCAAGCUCUACCUUCGCGAGUUGCCUGAGCCCCUAUUCAUCUGGCGCUACUACUCUACCUUUCUUAAAGUCAUAAAGAAUCAAGAUGCACUUCAGAGGAUGUUACAUUUGAGGAUGCUGAUAUAUGGUUUGCCAAAGCCUAACCGCGACUUGGUGAUAUAUCUGAUGAACUUCCUUCACCAGAUUGCUUUGUGUGCAAAGGUCAACAAGAUGACCUCGACCAACCUCGCCGUAGUAUUUGCACCAAACGUCAUCAGACAUCAAAAGGAAAGCCUCAAUCAGAUCAUGGAGGACUCGUCACAUGUCAGCAGUGUCCUAAAGAACAUGAUCGAAGAGAUCUUUUACAUAUCUAAAGCUACACAUCACUUGUCAACAUCUUUCAAUGAUGUACCAACUGCGAUCAUACCAAAGUCGCCAGGAGACAGGUCCCCGUUGUCGGGCUCAACUUCAUCGGAUGCGAUUACCAACCAGGAGUUCUUGUAUGCACGCGCUUUGUAUCCUUAUCAGUCGACGGGAGAGUGGUAUCUGCCAUUUGCCAAGGACGAUAUUGUUACACUGCUCGACAUAAAGUCCGAGGAGGGCUGGAUGAAGGGCGAGUUUAAGGGCCGCGUCGGAUACUUCCCCGCGUCCUACGUCGAGAUCGUGGCCGUGCCACAACCAAAUACACCAGUCACGCUGGUGCCCCUGCCCGAUCUGGACCAGCAGCAGGACUUGACGAUCAUCACGACCACAACGACUACACAGCAGACGACAACGACAACGACGACCACGACAACCAUGACGAUGAUCUCGUCGGCCGUGCCACCAGCCUCGGCGUCACACUCUAGCAGCUCGUGCAUCUCAUCCAAGCCAGAGACGGCAUCGGCUCCCGUCGCGAUCACAGCCUCCAAGUCGGGCUCGUUCAGCAAGCCCACGCUGCCGCCACGCACCCAUGGCGACUCGCCAGCGCUCUCCUCCACACCACCCAACAACACACUGCAAACACUCAAGAGCUCGGGCGAGCGCAAUGCCUCAUCGGCGUCGCUCACCAACUCACCCGACCUGUCCAAGGCCAUGUCCACGACACCAAGGAUUCCAAUGAGCUCCAGCAUGACAAUGCCGCCACCCAUGCUCACAACACCACCCGUCCUGAAUGUGCCACCAGGAGCCGGCUCGUUCCAAAGCGGCCUCAACAAGAGCAUGACGAUCACCCCAUCGUCCUCGGCAUCGUCAUCGUCGCGUUCUGGCUCGUUCAACCUCUCGAGCAGCGGAUACGUGGGCGGCGCAUCCAGCGCGGGCAAUGCCUCGCCAGACCUUUCCAAACUGUCGCUGCAUUCCAAGCCCCUGCUGCCAUCGCGCAUGCCCUCACUGUCGCCCCUGUCGCAAGCGCCCCUUUCUUCAUCGUCGGGCUCCAACUCAAAGUCGGGCUCGUUCAUCGACCUGCCCCCUCCACCACCCCUUUCACUGCCAGGCGACAACGUCCCUCUGCCUCCACCAAUACAGAAUGCGACACCAAUCAAGGCGGCGCCACCCAUCGACAUCAACCACUUCCCUCCACCCCCGUUCUCGCCGUGCUCACCCGACAACCCGGUUGUCGACGCCGCUGUCACGGCCAACUUCAAGAAAAUGACCGAGAUACCUCCCCCACCUGUAUUUAUUGAAAGCCUGAGCCUGCCGCUGCCGCCCCCACCACUGGUGGAUGCAGCUGCCGCCAUCACAGGCCGCGACUCGCCAUCUCUCGAGGUGGUGUUGAACAGCAACAUCCCACUGCCACCCCCACCCCUCAACCUGGAGAACUACCGCAGUCCCGUGAUGGACGCAGGUAAGCUGGCCGAGAUGGCCAAGAAGCGCCGCGAGCGUGCCGAGGAGAUGCUGACGACGGAGCGAACAUACGUCAAGCAGCUGACGACUAUCUACGACCUCUUCAUCGAGCCGUCCAAGAAAACCAAGUCCUUCUCGCUGUCCGAGGAGAUGCUCAACACGUUCAGCUGUAUCGAGGUGAUCCUGUACGCGCACAAGACCAACAUCCUCAAGGCGCUGGAGGAGCGCAUGCCCGUGUGGGACCAGCGUCCAAUGAUGGGCGACAUCUUCUGCAACAACACAUCGUUCAUCAAGCUUUACAAGCAUUAUGUCAACAACUACGACAAGUCGAUCGUGUCGCUCAAGCAGUGCAAGGAGAAGAGCAGCGAGUUCCGCAACUUUGUCAAGACGCUGGACUACAGCGAGCAGCUGUCUGGCCUCAACGUGGAGUCAUUCCUGAUCCUGCCCGUGCAGAGAAUCCCACGUUACGUCCUGCUGCUGCAGGACCUGCUCAAGUACACUGGCAACGACCACGAGGACUUUGACCAGCUGUGCGACGCGCUCGGCACCAUCAAGGACUUUGCCGAGACCAUAAACUACAAGAAGAGCGAGGAGGACAACUUCACGCGCAUUCAGCAGAUCCAGGACUCGAUCAAGAACCUGCCGCCACACGCGCUCGAGCGCCGCAAGCGACUGGUGUGCGAGGGUCCGCUCAACACCAAGAAGGACAAGUUCCAUCUGUUCGUCUUCACCGACGCCAUCAUUCUGACCAAGCCCAGCAAGGACAAGAAGAAGUUCAAGCAGCUGAUCAAUCUGCAGAUUGCCUCGCUCAACACCACCGACGAGCAGGGCGUCAUCAAGAUCAUCAGUCAGGAGGGCACAUUCAAGUUCAUCUGCGAGAAUAUCAAGGAGCGCGAGGCCUGGAUCAAGGUGUUCAAGGACACGAUCGAGGUGGCCCGUCAGGAGAUGAUCCAAUCGGCGUUUGGCGAGACGUCCAUGACAAGCGAGGGCAGCAAGGGAUUCAACCGUAUCCAGGACGAGAAGAACGCGCAGAAGAAGAAGCAUUUGGCCGAGGAGAUGCUGUCGUCUGAGGGCGAGUAUGUCGACCAGCUCAACUACAUCCAGAACAUAUUCUUGGGACCAAUCCGCAAGUCACUGGACACAUCCUACCCCCUGGUCAGCUACUCGGAGGGUCUGGACAUCUGCUCCAACUUUGAGACGCUGCUGACGUGCCACAAGACGUUCCAGGGCGUGCUCAAGGAGCGCGUCGACAGCUGGGACAGCAAGCCCACGCUGUCCGACCUGUUCCUGGAGAAGGGCGGCUUCCUGAAACUGUAUAAUUACUAUGUACAACAUCACUACUCGUCGCUGCAGACGCUGGAGCAGUGCAUCGAGAAGAACCCGUUGUUUGCCAUCCAUCUGCGCAACAUCGAGUCCAACGAGAAGGCCGAGCUCAAGCAUCUGCUGGCGGAGCCCCUGCGCAGAAUAUCCAGAUACUAUCUCAUCCUGCAGGAGGUGCUGCAGCACACGCGUCCCAAGCAGGACGACCACGAGAACCUGUCCAAGGUGGUGGCCAACCUCAAGGAGCAGAACGACAAGUUCAACAUCGCUUCGAUGCUCACCGCCGGCAAUGUCGAGGUGGGCUCGAGGAGUCCCCACAAGUCCAAGUCACUGCGAGUCAAACAGCCCAAGGGACUAUCCAAGGAUACCAAGAUCAACAGCAGCGGAUACUUUGCUGUCUAA